UCAGUCAAGUAUAUGAAGGACGUCUCACCGUAUUUCAAGAACUCUGCUGGUGGGACCUCGGUUGGCUGGGACUCACCUCCUGCCUCACCCCUUCAGCGGCAGCCUUCCUCCCCUGGCCCCACACCCCGGAACCUCAGUGAGGCCAAACACGUGUCCUUGAAGAUGGCAUAUGUCUCGAAGAGGUGCACCCCCACUGACCCAGAGCCCAGGUAUCUGGAGAUCUGCUCGGCAGAUGGCCAAGAUACCCUCUUCCUGAGGGCCAAGGAUGAGGCUAGUGCGAGGUCGUGGGCGACUGCCAUCCAAGCCCAGGUCAACGCUCUGACUCCGCGGGUCAAGGAUGAGCUGCAGGCACUGUUGGCAGCCACCAGCACAGCUGGGAGCCAGGACAUCAAGCAGAUUGGCUGGCUAACUGAGCAGCUGCCCAGUGGGGGCAUGGCCCCCACCCUGGCCCUGCUAACUGAAAAGGAACUGCUCCUCUACUCUUCUCUCCCCGAGACCUGCGAGGCCCUGAGCCGGCCAGCCCGUACUGCCCCACUCAUUGCCACCAGACUGGUGCACUCAGGCCCCUCCAAGGGCUCAGUGCCUUACGAUGCAGAGCUCUCUUUUGCCCUGCGCACGGGCACGCGUCACGGUGUGGACACUCACCUGUUCAGCGUGGAGUCACCGCAGGAGCUGGCUGCCUGGACCCGCCAGCUAGUGGAUGGCUGUCACCGGGCCGCCGAGGGUGUGCAGGAGGUGUCUACAGCGUGCACGUGGAACGGGCGUCCCUGCAGCCUGUCUGUGCACAUCGACAAGGGCUUCACACUGUGGGCGGCUGAGCCAGGUGCAGCCCGAGCUGUGCUCCUGCGACAGCCCUUCGAGAAGCUGCAGAUGUCUUCAGAUGACGGUGCCAGUCUCCUUUUCCUGGACUUUGGAGGUGCUGAAGGCGAGAUCCAGCUGGACCUGCACUCGUGUCCCAAAACCAUAGUCUUCAUCAUCCACUCCUUCCUGUCGGCCAAAGUCACCCGCCUCGGGCUGUUGGCCUAGAAGUCACCGGAUGCACUAGCCCUGAAGAGCGGUGUCCAUGACAUGGCCUGAGCCUCUACUGACUGCCUUUUCACCCCUGGGCUGAGGGAAGGGAGAGGAGAGGAACAAGGGCCUCUGAGACCCCACCCCUGAGGGAGACUGGAUUGGUCUUGGGGCCCAGGACCCAGACCCAGGACAGAGUGGACUCUGCCUGUGAUGGGGUGGCCUUCCUGCUGCCCCCCUCCACCAGUGCCUUUUGCAGAGAGAUAUUUUGUGUACACAGAAGCCAUUCCGAGUCUGGGACCUGCCCCUGUGCGGAUCCUGACCCCAGUCAACAGCUGAGCUGCCAGGCCUCGAGGCCCCUAAGUCACCCCAGAGGUACCAUCUGAAGCUGGAGUCCCCUGGGGUCAGCAGCAAGAGAAAGAAGAGGAGACUUUCUGUUUGUUUUUCCCCUCAGCCCUGCCACCGUGGGGAGUCUGGUUUUUCUCUUCAUCCUCUCUCUCUUCUCCUUACUCUUGGAUAAAUAAACAGCCUGUGAGCAUACAGGCAGCCCGGCCCAGUGU
Nomascus leucogenys (northern white-cheeked gibbon) is the source of this 1568-nucleotide messenger RNA. NCBI's taxonomy places the organism in Eukaryota, Metazoa, Chordata, Mammalia, Primates, Hylobatidae. The record is from RefSeq and is a predicted model, not a curated record.